Messenger RNA from Fopius arisanus, 3264 nucleotides. RefSeq lists its product as uncharacterized. Bases 1926 to 3155 code for a protein of 409 amino acids. Gene Ontology annotation, biological process: lipid metabolic process. The transcript has 8 exons. Gene Ontology annotation, molecular function: phosphoric diester hydrolase activity. Lineage: Eukaryota; Metazoa; Arthropoda; Insecta; Hymenoptera; Braconidae. The record is from RefSeq and is a predicted model, not a curated record.
CUCCCCCACCACUUAUUUACGUAUCACUUGUGUAUACUUCCAACAAUGAAAUAUUUCCAAUUGAAUUGUCGAUGAACCAAAUACAAACUCGUUCCCCUCUGUCUAUCUUUUUCAUUUGUCCACAAUAACAAUGAAUAAUCGCAUCGCACUCGGGCAUUGAAUAAGACAACAACACAACAUCACGUUAUUAUCACUCACGAAUAUUGACGAGGAAUUUUCAACGUACUUCCACACUCGUCCGCGUCCCGCGUUGUACUGAACUCUAAUUUACCCCCGCGCCCCGCGUACCCACAAGUGGCGCCCUGUGUAGUUCCGACGUCGACGUGCUACGUCGUGCGACGUCCUCGUCUUCCUCGUCGCUGACACUCGCCAUAAACUUCCUCUCUCUUCUUACACCAAACUGCCACUUUACUCUGUCUUAUCUGUCCACCGAUAACUGUUUUUAUUUUGUUUUCAAUGACCUGUCUCCCCAUCGACGGACACCGGACCUCACUGAGAAAUCCCGCCUUUUUUAAUCGGAAUUGCUCGCCGGCAUGACCCCAGAAGAGGGCGUCUGGGAGGGAUAAUUUGUUUUGGCUGUUGGAAGCAUUGUGAUCGGUGGUAUUUAUAUUUUGUCCUUUUCUGUGUUUGUUUACCGAAUUAUUUGGUGUGAAUAGACGGAAUUAUUUUUCCUGAACUAUUUCUAGUCUGCUACCAUGAAAACUCGAGAAUUCAUUUGAAUUUCAUUUGCAAAUUGAUUUUUCAUAACCUUUUUUCCUCUUCGAUUUCAAAUCGGAUUCCAUAUCACUUUGACAAGAAUUACUGCCAUAUAUACAUUGAUAAAAUCCAUUCUAAAAUCCAUUGAAGGCAUCGAAUAUUCGAAUUAGUAAUUCUGGGGUUAAUUAAGAGAUGAAAUCUCCGGAAAUAUAUUUCUAAAGUGGCGUUCCAUCAGACUGGAUGAAUGGACAAGUCCGGUCAUAAGUAAUCAAACUAACCAGGAAACACUUUUCAUCAAAUUAUCCAUCACUGAUCUCAAAUCUCGGCAUGAAAGACAGAAAAAAGAAUUCAUAAUUUUGUGUUUUCGUUUGUGCGCGUCUCAAGUUGCAAUUAUCUCUUUUAUGAGACAUCGAUGUGUCAGUGGCGUGUGAUUGGCGCGUCCCAAUUAGUGUUGAAUAAUUAUUCAAGUGUCUAAUCACUGCCUAUCUAAGGAGAACGAUCGUAGGGAAUAAAUGGAAUACUCACUACUAUUGAGGGUGGAAACCAAUACCUGAUUAUUUCGAAUUGUCCGGAAAAACUCACUACUCCAGAGAUCCUGCAUCCAUCGCUGGGCCCUUGAUGACAAGUUAGAGUGAGAAAACCAAUAUUUAUUCGUUCUUCGAAAAAUUGAGCGGCUUGCAGUGCCACAGGAUGCCGAAAACACAGGCUUAACGCAGUCUUGGGAAAUUUUGAGAACCACCGGAGGGGUAUGAAUUGGUUGAACAAGUGCAUCUCUUCUCUUGGGGGCUGCAUUCUCCCGGCAUUCUGAAAUACAAUGGGUUCGGGUGUGGAGAGCAGGAUGUAAAAUAUUUCUACUAAUGUCUGCGAGUCGAUUCUCGAUAUCGAUAGAAUAAAAUCAGAGGGGGUGGAUAAACAAAGACCUUUUGCGAGUCCCACGCAAAAAACUGUUCCAAAUCCAAAAAAUAUAUCGCGGAAUAAACGCGUGGAAUGAUCUGUAAGUGAAAAAAUCGAUUACUCAUUGAAAAAAUAAAGAGGGAAUAAACGUGGACACUAUCACCGUUAUCACCGCCGUAAACAUCGAUGAUUACCGCCAAUUAUCAUCAUGUUGGUGACACAUGAGCUGAUUACCCAUUCGCUCAGUAGAAACGAACACUAGGUCGAUAAAUGCUGACAUAACAGUGCAAUACAAUUGGAAUCCAUGAAUGGAGUAGUUAAACGUCACCCCGGAAAUGUGUCGUCUACUCCUGCUGUUGGUUCUACAUCUGAAUCUCCUGGACUUGUCAUCCUCCGAGGAUGAGACCCUCGUAAUCCUGACGCUGUCACCGGCGGAAGAAGAUGAAACGACACGAAAGAUAGGAGUGUAUUACCAUUGCCCAGAUUGUGCUCCUGGUGAUGUUCUGAGAGUCGCUGACGAACACCAGAUCUUCGAGAAAAUUAUCGGAGACCCCAGGGGUUUCCUGAGGACCGACCUUCGAGUCUCGCCGGAAAGCUUCAGUGAUAUCACUGCAACGAUUCUUCGUAAUGGAGAGUUGAUAUACUCUAGUCCUGUGAUAGAUCGCGCCAACUGGAUGCACGAUAAUAAAUCUAUCCUGAAAUAUCUCUCCUUGCCACAACUUGUGAUACCAGGAACCCAUCAAUCCGGUGCAUACGAUCGACCCGAGACCCACGGGAUAUGGAAUCUUUGUCAGGAUCUGUCGAUAGAAGAUCAAUUGACCUUGGGAAUUCGUUACAUCGACGUGCAACCGUCUUGCAAAAGGAUCGAAGAUCAAUGCCAGUCCUUUUUCAUGGAGUACUCCUUAUUGGAGAUGCUGCCCAUGGACGCAGUCUUCUCUGAAAUAAAGGGUUUCUUGAAUCGAACUAAUGAGAUAGUCAUUCUCUCUUUGAGUGAUUUCUCCAGUGAAUUCCAGAGUGACGAAGAUCACGCAAGAUUCAUGGAAUUCAUCAAGCAUGAACUCGCGGACGAUCUCUUCUCUUUCAACACGACUUCCCACGGGUGGUCAACACCUUUGGGCAAAAUCUGGAAAGCAGAGAAGAGACUUAUCAUUUCGUAUAAUUACGGGGGGCCAGUGGAUCCAACUUUCGGAACUGGAGUUCAACCGUUCUGGUGCAACUGUCAGAGAUCUGAUGAUCUCCAUGUCUUUUUCGCGGAUCCGCAGAAGCGGAAGAACUGGGCCAAUAGGAAAAUUCCUAGUGUUGAUGUUGUUGAGUUGAUUCCUGGCUGGCAAACGGUGGUCCCUCAAGACUCCUCGAAUUCUGCGGAGUCCUCUCCUCCCUUCAGUUUCAAAGCCUGGACCGAGGAAUUCUCCCCGAAAGUUUGCGAAUGGUACCACGAGCAGUGGAAUGCCACCUCCAAUGUCGUCGUCGUUGACUUCUUCGAAACUACUGGAGUUGUUGAUCUCGCUGUUCAUUGGAAUAAAAAAAGGGGUGAGGAUACGAUGAAGAAAAUCACUUCGGCAUAAUAAAUAUACCUGAGACUAAAAAAUACAUGAAAUAUUCCCUGUUAAAUAAAUUAAAUUGAAAUCUAUUUUCCAUUUGUUUAAAUACAAGAGAUUUCUGGUGACAAAUAGA